AUGAGUACUGACGGUGCAAGCGUCAUGGUCAAAGUAGGUAAGCUAAUGAAGUGCUAUCAGCAACAUGGGUUACAAGUGUGCGUGGUCGAUGUUUUAUAUAAAAAGAGAGAAGACGAAGUAAGAACGCCAGCAACAUCUAAUGAAUCAGAUACAGAUGACGAAGGCACAACAAAUGAUUCUUUAGACGAACAAGGAGUUACAGUAACAAUAACGGAUCUUUCUAGGGCUAAAAAUAAGAUGUGGCAUUACACUGUAUUACUGUUAGUUGCUUCAUGCACGAUCAUCCUUGCAGCACCCCAAUAUGUACCACAGAGGGUAGUUUACACCAAUGAAGCUCCAACCCCAUACCAAUACGAGUACAAAGUAGAUAGUCCAUCAUCGAGCACGUACUAUGGAAAAAGUGAAGCGGGGGAUGUUACUGGAAGAGUCACAGGAACGUACUACGUUCUAUUGCCAGAUGGCAGGCUGAUGACUGUUGAUUAUUUUGUAGAUGGAGAUUCUGGAUUUGUGCCAACAGUGACGUUUUCGAACCAACAACGCAGUGGAUAA
Messenger RNA from Psylliodes chrysocephalus, 549 nucleotides. The record is from the annotation of a GenBank genome assembly. NCBI's taxonomy places the organism in Eukaryota, Metazoa, Arthropoda, Insecta, Coleoptera, Chrysomelidae.